Messenger RNA from Spodoptera litura, 2870 nucleotides. RefSeq lists its product as uncharacterized. NCBI's taxonomy places the organism in Eukaryota, Metazoa, Arthropoda, Insecta, Lepidoptera, Noctuidae. The record is from RefSeq and is a predicted model, not a curated record.
GCGGCCGUUCCCCCCGCGCCGCGAUAUGCGCCACCACGUAGUACACUAACUGGCACUCUGUCGGAACGUAUCAUUCGCAUCGUUGUUGUUAUUUCGUUUCUUUCUCGUAAAAUGAUGAUAAUUAUCAUUGUGUGAUAACAAAUUGUAGUGAUUUAUAGAUUAAUAGUGCUAGCAAAAGACAAACAAUGGAUGAAAUGGCAGCAGUAAAGGUCGAUGAUGAAGAGAAGUUCAAAAUCUUACACUCGAUUGUGUAUACGACAAGAUUGGAUGAAAUGAAUAUUUUUAGUAAAGUUAGAAGCACCAAGGAUACUGAUACGGUAUUUGAAGCCAUAAUCAAAGAGAGUAAACCCAAUAUAAACAGAAAACGGCUAAGAAGUAAUUCAAUGGAUGCCAAUGAACGACUCUCAGCAUAUGAAGAUUUAUCAUUACGUAUAAAUUUUGUGAAUAAAAAAGCUCGUGUAAAUCGACAUAAUAAAAAUCUUCUACGGUUAUGUAAACCUGUAACAGCUGUGGUUGAAAAAUUAAAAAUGAACUCAAAUAAGGAUAUCAUAGAAAACACAAAAUAUCUAACACUUAUACCAUUUUUCAGAAUGAAUACCCGGCAUAAAAUUAACAUCCUAUAUGAUCUGCAAAAUAACGAAAUUGAUGUUUAUUUUCUGGAUAGUUUCUUGUCCUUGAAGGAAUAUGUCAGGCUUCAAAACAUACAAUCUUUUAAAAGUGGACUUAAAGAAUUAGCGAGAUCACAUGAAAAUAUUUUGACAAGGUAUUUUUGUUGCUGGUAUGCAAGAAAAAACUGGUUAGAUGGAUAUCGACACAGUCAAGGCCUCAAAACUCCAAGAAGUCAAGAUGCUCUAAACUUUAUGAGAAAAACACACAAGUGCUCCAUUAAUAAUUGCCUUUGUUGCUGUUCUACUAAAUUAGUUUUAUCAAAUGAAAACUAUAUAAAGAACAAAAUAAACCGGUCAGAAAAACCCCGCGAUUGGUACAACAAAAUGACAGAAAGAACAGAUUUAAUGAAUACACCUAUAGCAAAAUCUUUUAAAAACGAUAAUAAAAGUUUAGGAACAUCAAAUAUCAAUUGUAACAUUAAACACGAAUUAUCAUGUAAUUCAGAAAACAUUAAUAUAAAUUCUAAAAACCAACUACCAACAAACUUAUUGAAAAACUUAUGUUGUUGGUAUAAACAGGAAGAAUUGUCUGCUCGUUUCUUAGCAGAUGGUGGUUUUAAGGGUAUAAUCAAUUUCAUGAGACGACCCCAUCUUUGUUCCAUUAUGAACUGUAAGUGCUGUUGUAAACCUAAAAAAACUCAAAUGACUAAAGUGUCGUAUUUUGAUAUACCUGUUAGACAUACCAAUCAUUUUACCAAGUACAAGGAUGUUAAAUUUUUAAACAAUCAGACCAAACCUCUCAACACACGCGGGACCAAACCCAUCUCCGCCUAUAGAUCUAGUUCCGUCGAUAGAAGUAGACCAGAACCCGUCGGUGCAAGCAAGCCUAAUCCUAUUGAUGCAAGAAUUUCCAAUCCCGUCGAUGUAAGCAGACCUAAUCUCGUGAAUGAGAGCAGACUCAACAUAAACAAUGUAAACAGACCCAACAUCACCAAUGUGACUGUACCCAACAUCGCCAGUGUGACCAGACCCAACAUCGCCAAUGUGACUAGACCCAAUAUCGCCAGUGUGACCAGACCCAACAUCGCCAAUGUGACUAGACCCAGCAUCGCCAAUGUAACCAGACCCAACAUCGCCAAUGUGACUAGACCCAAUAUCGCCAGUGUGACCAGACCCAACAUCGCCAAUGUGACUAGACCCAGCAUCGCCAAUGUAACCAGACCCAACAUCGCCAAUGUGACCAGACCCAUCAUCGCCAAUGUGACCAGACCCAACAUCGCCAAUGUGACCAGACCCAACAUCGCCAAUGUGACCAGACCCAACAUCGCUAAUGUAACCAGACCCAACAUCGCUAAUGUAACCAGACCCAACUUCGCUAAUAUGACCAGACCUAACAUCGUCAAUGUGACCCAACCCAACACCGUCAAUGUGAUCAGACCCGACAUUGUCAAUGUGAACACAACCAAUAACGCCAACGUGAACAUACCCGAUUUCAUCAAUUCGAGCAAUUCCAAACAUGAAACAAAUCCAAAGAAAAAUAACGACAUUUGCCUAGUUACGUUUUCAAUUUCUCUAACUGCAUUUCAAUAUAUGUUACAACACAAAAAAGAAGCACCUCUUGAAGAAAUUUUAAAUUUAAUUAUGAAAAAACGACCAACUAACGAACACAAAUGGGACAAAUUCGUGCAUUUUAUUAUUAACACGUCACAUUUCCCGUAUGCAGUUGCUAUUGAAAAGAUAGAUAUGGACAGUUUAACUACAAAAGAAUUACUAAUUUUAGAUAUGAUUUUUAGUGCAAUUGAAACUUUCUCUAAACAAUCAAGUGCUAAAUUGAAAGCUCAAACUUCAAAACUAUUUUGUACUAAAGAAACGCAAACGCCCCAAACACAUACUAAAAAAAAGGAUAUGUCAUCAAUAAAUGAGGUACUCAGGGCUACAUCACUUUUACGAAGUUAUCAGUUCGCGACUAGCUUAGAAGAUCACCUUCGACAUUUAAGGCUACCUAAGAAUCUACAGUUAGAUUGUCUCCUGAACAACAGAAAUGAUCCUUAUAAACCAGUAUACAUAAAAGAGAGGCGAUAACAGGAGACAGAUGGGGGUAAGCUACUUUUUAUCAAACUCAUGAUCCCUGUAUUUUUCAAUAAGAUCGAUUUUUACCGAAGACCUUAGGAAAUAUGCUGAUGAUUUAUAGCUUAUGAAAGUAAGGGCAUAAUAAUUAUGACAAAUACAGCGUUAUUAAAAACUGAAUAGCAUAAAAUGCAA